Messenger RNA from Amaranthus tricolor (Joseph's coat), 2286 nucleotides. Its product is annotated as peptidyl-prolyl cis-trans isomerase CYP59-like. The transcript is spliced from 14 exons. The record is from RefSeq and is a predicted model, not a curated record. Gene Ontology annotation, molecular function: zinc ion binding; RNA binding; peptidyl-prolyl cis-trans isomerase activity. The coding region runs from base 198 to 1931 and encodes 577 amino acids. Lineage: Eukaryota; Viridiplantae; Streptophyta; Magnoliopsida; Caryophyllales; Amaranthaceae. Gene Ontology annotation, cellular component: nucleus. Gene Ontology annotation, biological process: protein peptidyl-prolyl isomerization.
GAAUUUGCAAAUUUUAAUCAAAUUUUAAAUUGUUAGUGACCCAAUUUUAAAUUUUCAAAUUCAAAAUUUAUUAAACAUAAUAUUCAAUCCAAUUAGAGAGGAGUUUGAUACUUAACCCCAUUUCGGAGGUCCAUUUCUGUAAUUAUUUUUCAAGUAUCCAGGUCCUCAAGGAGUAGAGAGCUUGGCCAAACACAACAAUGUCUGUAAUGGUGGUUACGAGCUUGGGCGAAUUCGUUAUAGACCUCUUUACCGAUCGUUGUCCCCUUACCUGCAAGAACUUUUUGAAACUAUGCAAGAUCAAAUACUACAAUGGAUGUUUAUUUCACACAGUGCAAAAGGAUUUCACAGCUCAAACUGGUGAUCCAACUGGCACGGGAAGUGGUGGCGACUCUAUUUACAAAUUUCUAUAUGGUGAUCAAGCUCGAUUCUUCAAUGAUGAGAUUUUCCCUGACGUAAAUCACUCAAAGAUGGGUACUGUGGCCAUGGCUAGUGCUGGGGAGAACCUGAAUGCAUCCCAGUUUUACAUAACAUUACGGGAUGAUCUGGACUAUCUUGACGAGAAGCAUACAGUUUUUGGAGAGGUUGCAGAAGGUCAUGAAACAUUGACAAGAAUAAAUGAAGCUUAUGCGGAUGACAAAGGGAGACCUUUUAAGAAUAUAAGAAUAAAGCACACUUAUGUUCUUGACGAUCCUUUUGAAGACCCUCCACAGCUGGCUGAUUUGAUACCUGGUUCUUCUCCUGAAGGAAAACCGAAAGAUGAGGUUGAUGAUGAUGUGAGGCUUGAAGAUGAUUGGGUACCUAUGGAUGAACAAAUAGAUCCAGAAGACUUGGUGGAAGUUAUUCGCACAAAAGAAGCACACUCCAGGGCUGUUGUUCUUGAAAGUAUUGGUGACAUUCCGGAUGCUGAUGUGAAACCUCCUGAGAAUGUGUUGUUUGUAUGUAAGCUUAAUCCCGUUACUGAGGAUGAAGAUCUGCAUACAAUAUUCUCUCGCUUUGGGACUGUCACUUCGGCCGAGGUUAUCCGGGAUUACAAGACUGGUGAUAGCUUGUGCUAUGCUUUCAUUGAAUUCGAGGAUAAGGAUGCUUGCGAACGAGCUUACUUCAAGAUGGACAAUGCAUUGAUUGAUGACAGGAGGAUACAUGUUGAUUUUAGUCAGAGUGUUUCAAAGCUAUGGAAUCAAUUUAGGCGCAAGGGAACCCAAGGAAGAGGAUGCUUCAAAUGUGGUGCACUAGAUCAUAUUGCAAAAGAUUGCUCCGCGGAUUUUCUUCCUAUGUCUGCUCCACAUCAGAAGUAUGUUCUUAAAGAUGAUAAUAAACAGCAUGGAGGAGAUAAAGAUGCAAGCUAUGAGAUGGUGUUUGAUGAAGAUGGUGGAUGCCCACCUAGUAAGAAGCACAGAGAUUACGAGCAACAUGAUAGGAAAAGACACAAAUCUGAAAGGAAUAGCUAUGAGGAUAAAAAAGCCCGAAUUCAUGGGAACAGAGACUUGAAGGACAAUUACAGGGACCGGCAUCGUAAAAAUGAUGACCAUGAUGGACGUAAUGGCAGGAGCGACGAGAGAGAGAGGGUGAGACGGGAUAGUCGUGUAAGGGAUGGGCGGAGGAGAGAGAGUGGGUAUGGUGACAGAAGUGAGGGGGAACACCGAAAGAACACUGUUGAGAUUGAAAGAUCAGACAAGAGAGACAGGUCAAGUAGUAAGACAGAUGUGGAAACUGAUGGUGAUAGAAGUAAACAGGAUGAGAGAAGCCGAACCAAGGAUUAUGAUGAUUACCAUGGUGAGAAGAGACGUAAUGAAAGAAAUGAAGGAAGCCGUAGGAGAGAUUCAGAGGUUGGCGUACCAAGAAGCAGAAGGGAUGAGCAGAAUUAUGAUAGAAGCUCAAGAGAGCGUUCUCGCCAUGGCACUGAUGAGAGGCGAAUGUAUGACAGGAGGUGACUUAAGGUGAUUACCUGAGCAUAGAUGUACUGAUUUUCUACUUAAGGUUAUACUUCAUCAUGCCCGUUGUAUUCUAUGCCGAGCAAGAAAAGGAAAACUAUUGAAACUCGAGUUGUGAAAUUGUCAGUGUUGAAAAAGACCAUUUUCCGCAUAUUGAUGGAAAUGAAAAUGAAUAAUCAAGAGGAUCAAGAAAAUCAAACUAAUGUCAUUGUGUUUUGGUGAAUGUAAUAGGAUCGGAUCUUUGUAUGAAAUUGUAAUCUAAGAAUGAAUUAGUUAGAUGUUUGCAUUGCUUUUAUCUUACUAUAUGAAUUUGUAUUCGUAAAUUGUAUCCCAACACUGCCCUUUUAAGCCCGCU